AUGAGCGACAUCAUCACAUUGUGCGAUGACAACAAUCAUGGGUCGCCUUUACGUGCUUCUCAAAUUGGCUCAGAAGAAAGUCAAAUCAUAUAUAGAUUGAGUGGAAUAUCAACAUGGGUGGACUUACACUUGGCCAUGUGUAUUUACAGCGCUUCCGAGCUAAAAAAAGAAGAAGAAGAGAUCACUUGUGAUGAGACUAAAAGUUUGACAGCGAGAUGCUAUCAAGAGGAUAUCGUUGGAUGCGUGGACGCAAAGCGCAUCAACGACUCUGAUCAAUUUGGCACUGACGCUGAUUCAGUCGCUAAGUUUACGAGCAUUGCUUCCAACGAGAGCACAAUUGAUUCAUCUCUGAAUACAAGCGUGAAUGUCGGAAACGUCAACGAAGAGAGAGGAGGGAUAAGUGGGAUACAUAUCACCACGAAACCAAACCGAAAUAAUGUCCCCAUGUUCAAAUCUGGGGAUCAAGUCAUAGAGUCGAAUAUCGUCAAGUAUCUUGAUCAGAUGGAUGCUACUCGACUUAUCCGGACAAAUGUGAAUGACAGAUUCAAUGUGGAUGAAAAGGCUCUUCAGACUUUGAACGAACAAUUGUCAAGUACAGAACUAUUUGCUAUAUUCAUGAAAUGGCAACAAGAUAAUACGAAGAGAGGUUUUGCAGAUCGAAUGAUUGCUGCCAUGCUUCGUAGGCCCGCUUCCAUCCGACAGUCUGACCCAAGCCCAUGGCCACGUUUAGGUUCCACGCUUCACGACAGACACAAGGAAUUAGGAUUUAAACCAGCAAACAUCGAUGGCGACCUGCUUAGUGCAGUGGUUCAGUUUUCGAGGACGGAGUGGCAUAGAAGAAGCAUAGAGCAUGGCCAUUAUCUCGAAAAAAUGGAGUUCCUGUAUAGCACUUAUAUACCACUGUCAACUUUGGAUACGGAGACCCUAAAAAUGGUAUUUGGAACAGGUGGUUCUUUUGAAAACGCGAUGAUGGAUAUUGUGAAUCGGGAGAACAAGCUGAAGGAUCUUCUCGAAGAAGACAUUUCCAUCAACUUCGCUUUCGAAGAUGAUUUAAAGGCAACGAAUAGCCCAGAUAAUUUCUUUCAGUGGCUUCGAUACUGCCAGCUCUACGCAAGUAGGUUGAGGAAUAGCGCUGCGUCUAGUAGCACUUCGAAGGUCAGCAACGGGGCAUUUUAUUUCAACAUAUUGGAUUUGCUUACAAAUGAUGGCAAUUCGAUCGAAAAUUUGCACAAAUAUUUCUCGAAGCUUCGCAAAGUGUCAGUUUUAAAGGAAUUUUCGAAUACAAUGUUGGAUUCUCUGAAAAACGAAAAUUGGUUGCGCUUGAAGGCGAAAAAAUCGCUGAAAGAUGUGUAUGAAGAGUUGAUUGACCCAAAUCUCGAUCCUGUCAUUCAGAAAGCGAAGUAUGCCGAGUUUUUCCGAUUCGUCUUCAUGUAUGGUAAAGAUAACUAUGCGACCAUGCUUCAGGAGUUUCGCGACUUCAUGGAUAUUUCCACACUUGGAAUUGACAAAUUCAGAUUCACUGUAAUGUUGAAAUCAUUAUCCGAAGAAAAGGAACUCGAGCCGAUCACUUCCUUUUUGCUAAAUGUUUCGAAGUUUGGAGAUGGGAAGAAAAAACCUCCCGUCCAAGGGAUUGGCGAGUGA
Plasmopara halstedii is the source of this 1641-nucleotide messenger RNA. RefSeq lists its product as uncharacterized. The record is from RefSeq and is a predicted model, not a curated record. NCBI's taxonomy places the organism in Eukaryota, Oomycota, Peronosporomycetes, Peronosporales, Peronosporaceae. The transcript has 3 exons. The coding region runs from base 1 to 1641 and encodes 546 amino acids.